Salvia hispanica is the source of this 332-nucleotide messenger RNA. The record is from RefSeq and is a predicted model, not a curated record. Lineage: Eukaryota; Viridiplantae; Streptophyta; Magnoliopsida; Lamiales; Lamiaceae.
GAUCAAUCUCCAUCGAUCUCAAGUGGAAAGAGAGUUGAAUCAGCUGGUUUAGUGUUGUGGCAAGAAUAUGUCAGGUGCUGAAAGAAACCGAGGGGAGAUUGUCAUGGAGGAUGCUGAAAAGUCCUCACCAAUACCACAACAGGAAGAGGCCGUUGUCAAGAAAAAAUAUGGAGGAAUGAUGCCCAAGAAACCUCUACUUAUUUCUAAGGAUCAUGAACGAGCCUAUUUUGACUCUGCUGAUUGGGCCUUGGGAAAGUUGACAGUUGCCAUUGUUUUCAUGAUCACAACAUGGUGCAUCGAAGCCUAAAGGACCACUUGAGGCUCUGCGCCAA